Molecule: messenger RNA, 846 nt
Organism: Paramuricea clavata
Lineage: Eukaryota; Metazoa; Cnidaria; Anthozoa; Malacalcyonacea; Plexauridae
Source: the annotation of a GenBank genome assembly
AUGGAUGUAGGUAAAGUGGGUCUGGGUGGUGAGCUAUCACAAGAAGAUGCACAAGGACAAUUACUCCCGGUUGCAUAUUUCAGUCGUGCACUGGCCAAACGACAACGUUCAUAUUCAACUUACGACAGAGAAGUGAUGGCUAUGCGGGAUACGCUUAAGAAUUUUCGGUUUUAUCUGCUAGGAGCACAAGUAGAGAUGAGGAUCUACCACAAACCUCUUCUAAAGAUCCUGGAGCAGAAACAUCCUUUUGGACGAAGAGCACUUAUUCAUGAGAAACAUAGCAGAAUUUGAACCACGCAUAGAGUUUAUUCGAGGGCAGGAUAAUCACAUGGCAGAUGCUCUUAGUCGGAACGGAUGGAAUGUCAAGUAGGAAGAGAGAGAGAAAGAGAGAGAUGAGUAUACUAGUAAAGUGGCUGCUAUCGGUGGUUCCCAAGAAGAAAGUGGUCCAUGCAAGGAUGUAAUUAAGGUUGGACAUAAAAGAUUUCCAAUUGCAGCAAGACCGCGACCGAACAGCCACAUAUUUCCACUCACCAAAACGAACAUGGUUUAUUCACACGAGACCAUAAGAAGCAAGUGUUACUUCCAGCAUCGCUUGUUCCCACCAUAUUAUCAUUAGCUCAUGACGAAACAGGGUACCAAGGAGCAGAUAAAAUACUUUCAAGAAUUGAACCUCGUUACUGCUGGCCAAAGACGAAAGCAGAAGUAGAGAACUAUGCAAAAACGUGCAAACGCUGUGCUGCUACUCUUGCCCAGGGAGACCGAAAUGCACCCAUUCAUCAACGACCAAGAGAAGAGAUACCAUUUGCAUUGAUAGAAGUAGAUCUCAAAGGCCAUUACCGAGAAUAA